GCGACAGUGGAGAGGAAAAACUCCCUUUUAACAGGAAGUGUCUCUGAGCUGCAAAGGAAGGAAGUAAACCAGAGAAGGUGUGAUGUGCUCACUUUUACACCACACUCUCUGGUCAACUUGUCAUUAAUAUGCAAAGAUCCAACUGUAGUUUUUGUUGUUCUUAGUUCUGAUUAUUCCAUGCUGCGAACCACAGACAAAUGUGCAGAAAAACCUUCACCUCCAACCGCAUCUCUUUAGAAGGUUAUCCAAGUGUGAAAAGUAAGAGAUUUCUGCUGGGGGUGGAUGAUAUGGGCUUAUCAUUUUAAGGAUAUUUUGUGGUUCUACUGUGAGAACAAGUAAAACAAUGUAGAACUUCAUAAUUUGUAAAAAAUUCCAACCCAUAAAUUAAAUGUCUUAUUUUUUGUGAUAAAUCUGCACAAAAUAGUCUAAGUUGGUGAAGAAAAAUGAGAAAAAUGUAUAGAAAAACGAAACAACUAGAAAUCUUCAUGUGCAUAUGUUUUUCACCCAUUGGCCCCUAAAAAGUUCUGGUGCAACCUUCAAAAGUGGAAUUAAUGGAAUGAAGUCCACCUGCGUGAAUCUAAGAGCCACAUGCUCUGUCGGUAUAAACACAGCUUCUCUGAAAGACACCAGAGGCUGCAGCACCACUAAGCAGGAGGCAUCACGCCAUGAAGACCAGGGAGCUCCAAACAAGUCAGGGACAAAGUUGUUGAGAAGUACAAGUCAGGGUGGGGUUGUAAAAAUAUCCAGAUCUUUGAUUUUCCCCUGGAGCUCCAAUAAAUCCAUCAUCUUCAGAUGAAAAGCACAUGGUACCACAACAAACCUGCCAAGAGAGGGUGGUCCACCAGAACUCACUGACCAGGCAAGGAGGCCAUUAAUCAGAGAGGCAGCACAUAGACCAGAGGUACCCCCUGGAGGAGCUGCAGAGUUACACAGCAGAGACUGGAGUAUCUGUCUAUAGGACCACAAUAAUCCUCCAUAGAGCUGGGCUUUAUGGAAGAGUGGCCAUAAAAAACCAUUACCUUGUGUUCAAAAUAAGAUGUUCUGAGUUUGCUAAAAGUACUAAAAGUAAAAGUAACUUGCUGCAGAAGGAGGUUCUGUAGUAAGAAAUAAUUCAAAUCUAGUACUGACUUUAGGGGGGGUGAGCAGUUAUGCACGCUGAAGUUUCCUGUUACUUUGUCCUAUUUGUUAUUUGCUUCACAAUAAAAAAUUAUACAGCCUGAAAGUUCUAGAAAUGUUCUGUAAAUAAAACGGUCCAAACAUCUAUUUUAGUUCCAUGUUGGGAGGCAACAAAACAUGAAAAAUACCGGGGGGGGGGUGAAUACUUUUGUAAGCCACUGUAAAGCCUGAAGCCUGGCGGAACACCACCGACUCUUCCUGGUCUCAGAGACUCUGUCGUCUUUCUCCAUCGACUCCCUCCCUGUAUGUUAAUCAUGCUUCUCUGCUCACUCAUAGAAGCCUGGAGCUCCGCGGUUUUUUCUGGGGCUCUUUGGAGAAGAAGACCCAGCAACUGCCUGUUUUUUUUAUCUAUUCCUGUUUUUCCACAAACACUCGCUGCUGGGAGUUAUUGUUUGGUGAUUGGCUUUUAAUUAAUUUAAUUUUAAUAUAGGUUUGUGGUUAAUGACUGAGGAGAUAUUAAAAUGAACCCUGCUCCACUGGCUCCAAUCCUUUCAUAUAUAUAUAUAGCUUGAUUGGGAUUAUUGCCCAGAUCGUGUAUGUAGAACCCCUGGAGAUGGAUAAGUGGGUGUCAACUACCGGGCCUUGCAGAACUUGCUCAUUAAUCGUAGCGCUCACAUAGGGUCAAGGUUUGCAGCUUGGUUUAGCACUAGGAAACAAACAUUUCUCAAGAGGGACAUUGUGGUUCUGGUAGUUUUAUCUGAGCUGCAUCUGAAGCAUGAGGUUCUGUAACCAUCUGUCUAUAAUUAGAUAUCAGGGAGUUUCCUCAUGUGGACCUCCUAACACAGGAUGGCACUGGUGUUCUGGAGAUUCCCAGUUCUGACCUGCUUAGUGCAGGAAACUCUGAGAGCAGGAGUCACUCUGAUGCUGCUGCUUUGACUGCACUCAUCCAUCCUCUUGCUGCUAUGAAUUUCUGGGUUAUGAACUUUAUUUCUGCUGUUCUGUUGACUGCCGCUGCAGCAGAAAACUCUCAGCAAUUUGAGAAAAGGAAGCCUGGGGAGAACGUCGCCCUCAACUUCGGAGUUGGACAGCUCAAACUGACUGAUUGGAUCGUUUGGUCUCGUGGUUCAAAACAGGAUGUCCUCGCUCAUUAUUCUGAUGGAGACUUAUUCAGAGCAUCCGAGAGGUUCCAGCUCGAUACAGAUACCGGGUCCCUCACCAUUCGAAACCUCUCUGUUAAUGACACCGGGAGCUACCAGGGGCAGAUCAUCAACGGCAACAUGACUCGGAGAAAUGUUACCCUGACUGUUGAAGAGAUCAUCUCCAGCCCAGUUACAGCUGAAACAUCACCAGGCAGGACUCACUGGGUCGUUGCCGUUCCUCUGUCUGUGUUGGUUCUGCUCAGCGUUGGGCUGCUCUGCAUCAGAAGGAAGGAGACAUUUUCUGGUCCAGAAAAUGUCUGAUCCAGAACUUCUUAUGUUCUGGUAUGGAGACAAACCUGUGGACAGAUGCUGCUGAUGAAGAUAAUCGACUCGUCUCCUCAAACCUCUGUCUAUAUGUUGCACAUUUCAGUGAAGCUGUUGGAGCACAAGGAUAGAAAAACAGUUUAAAAGCCAACAAUUCAAAGGUCUGAGAGACGAUAUUCAGUCUUCAGAUGUUGUUUUUACUGUUAUUUAAAUAUUUAAAGAUAAAUUAUGACCUUAUUUAACCAAAGACUGCAUAAAGUAAAACAUGAGUGAGGUUUUGUUUGAGAAUCUGGGAGAUUAAACCCUGAUCAGUUGUUUUAGUUCCUGUAGUCGAGCUGAGAGCAAACACUGACCCCAGGAGACGAUUUAAAUCUGACCCAGAGAGCUUUGCUUGGCUGUAUUUAACCUGCUCUAAUCUGGAACAUACUGCCAGAACCUAACCUUCAAAACCUGGUUCACAUCGUUCUGAGCAUCAUUCGGAGUUAAUAGACAGCUUAUAGAAAAUCUUACACAAUUAAAUCUGCAAUAUUUUGAAUGUCUGCAGCUCCAGCAUGGUUCUUUUCCAAGUCCCCCAGACCUGAAAUAUUUACCUGUUAUCAUUGUUUCUGUGCAGCUUUGUAAAUACUUUUAAUGCAUAUUUUGAUUAAACCUAUUUUGAAACAUUGUGAACUUUGCCGUUUUCUUUUAAAUGCAAUCAUAUAACUUACAAACAUGUCUUAUAAGGUCAUUCAAAGCGCUUUUACAACUAGUGAUGCAGUGAUGUGUUUACACCUCUGAUGCCAUAGUCUUCCUCUCUGCAACCAUUAAGCUGCACUGUGAGCCGAGUCCAUCGUGCACAACCAGCUGAAGCGUGUACACCAAGCAGCCUAUGCUUGGAAUCCAUAUAUCAUUCAUUGUUUGCUGUAUUUCUUGCAAUAAACUUACAGUAAAAUGACUUGUUGGCUACAUGUGUUGUUUUCCCGCCUGUCCAGCGUCUCUUUGGACGCCUUCUCAUAUGUUCUGCAGUUUUAAUCCAUGAAUCUGCGCAGACCAAACCGUGCUGACCCAGUCAGGCAGACUCAUACAUCUGUAGAAAAGCCUGAACCCGGAACAUCAGAGCCCAGGGGUUGGGACAGCGACCCCAACUUUCUCUAGAAAACUGGUUCUGAUAGAAGCGCUGGUUCUGAACGCAGUGUUAGUGGACACCGGUAUUUCAACCAUAUAUUAAAGACAUGUUUGUAUCACAUAGUUCUGAUCAAUGCAUGCUUGUAAGUGCAUCCAAGCCUCAAAGUAUGAUUCCCUGCAGGUCUAUCUGGGGGUCCCAUCUGAAUACUCAGUGGCCCACCUCCAUGUCGGCAUCUGCUGACCCGACCCUAGACAUCAUGGUUCUGUUCAAUGACAGCUUAUGUCAAAGGUGAUUUCAUCAACACAUACCAGCUGAUAAUAAAACAAGUGCAAUGAUUGUUGACUCUAUGGGAGGAUUGAGCAAUAAUGAGGGACAUUUCCAACCUUUGACUGGGACUCUUGAGUUCGGAUCUCCAGUUAUUUCUUCAGCGCCCCCAGGCUCGAGUCGGACAGGAAGGUUAUUUCUGGCACCAACAGGAGGAUGGUCCUGAAAAGUGUCUUAUUGUUCAAACUGACCUCUGGUGUCUGUGUGCCAUUUGAUGUUCAUUAGUGAUGUUAAACGAGACAGAUCCUCGUCGCAGCAGCUGAAGAUAAACCUUUCUCCAUGUUAAAUCAUUUAUGCUUAGGUUCUGUGUCAUCAUAGAAAAUGGUUCUGUUUGCAUGUAGUGGACUCAAUCCAGCAGAAGCAGGAAAUUGCAAUUAUUUGAGGUCCAGAACUUCUCGUUAAAGUGUUUCAGUCUGCAGUGUUUCUGGGUCAGCAGCCCGCUGGCUGCAUGCUGGAGUUGGGUCAGUUCUAGAUGAAGGUAGAUUCAAAUAUCAAAAUCAAAUUAAAGCCAAAAAUAAGAUGUUAAAGUUUCUCAAAUCACAUUUCUAGCUCAUUAUAUCACAGUGAAACAGAACCGGUAACAUGCAGGACAACAGGGAGAACCAACAAGAAGAUGGGCUGGUGGUAAAGUUGCCUCCGCCUCCAACCGCAACACCUCCGCCUCCUCAUGCCUGCCUCAGUCACCUCAUGCUGUCAUUUUGCGCUGCUAAUGACGUUUCACUCGCUGAAGAUGGAUCUGAUGGGGUUCUGGGUGGUUCUGGACGUUCUCCUUGCUGUGGCUGCAGCAGGAGAACAUCUAACGAGGAAGGUUGGUGAAGAUGUCACCUUCAGCCUGGGAGCCAGAGUGCUCAAACAAAACGACGGCCUGACCUGGUCCUACGGACCAAAUGACACGGUUCUUUUCAACAUUUACAUUGGAGAAGAUGUUGUAACCAAACAAUCAAGCAGAUAUAAGCUGGAUCUGACAACCGGGUCUCUCACGAUUAAAGGUCUCCUUGCUAACGACACUGCGGUCUAUCGUGGACAGAUCUUCAAUGGAAACGGGACGAAUCAAUUCUUCAACCUGACGGUUGAGGAUCCAGCAGUGAGAGCGCCGGCGACCCAGUUGGACCUUGUAGCUGAUCCCAUCACAGCAGAACCUAAACACAUCCAGCCAACACCUGAACCGCAACAGAAAACAACCUGGUGGAUUAUAGCUGCUGCUCUCGUCGUUCUCUGCCUCGUCAUUGGUUUUAUAGUGAAGAAGAAGAAGAAUCCAGGCGAUCGUCAAAGCAUCAAUGGAGUGAUCUGAUUCACAACAUUCAACCUUCACUGCAUUCCUUGUUGAGAAACUUCAGCAGACCUGGUGUGACUCCUGCAGAGACAAACUUCCAGAUUAUCAUGGAUUAUUACCAGCAGGAAUGAAUGAGGCAGAAACUGAACUUGAAGCAUUUUUAGCGUCUUUUAUGCAUUUCUUUUUCAGAUGUUUUCACCGUCAGGCUUUUCUGUCACUACUGGUUAUGGUGCCUCUUCUUUAACUGCUCUCACUUAACAUGCAGCUCUAACUCAUCCCAAAGGUGUUCAGGAAGGUUGAGGUCUGGUUUCUGUGCAGGCCAGUCAGGUUUCUCCACACCCAACUUUCUACGCCUGCAGCCUUGGAAGUGACUGGAACAACAGAGUUCAUUGACUUGGUGCAGGGAAUCAGUACACAAAACCAAAUAUAUAACAUCUUUAGAGCACUUUCAGGUUCAUGAAUGCUGCAUCGUGGCGUUUCAAAAGUUCCACAAUAAUUUGACUUGGUUUUAAUUUUUUGUUAGUAGUUUAGGUGAAGGAUGAAGAUUAACAGUUUAUAACUGAUGGAGAAAGAAACAUUUGGCUGAAGCAGAUAAUUACACCUUUUGGGAUAUUUAGAAAAACUUUCUGCUCAGUCCAUCCGACUAAAGUAUAUAAAGUAAAGUAGAUUAUAUACAAUAGAAACAAAUGUGAUUGUUUUUAAUAAAAAUGUGAAGUCUGUCA
Molecule: messenger RNA, 6003 nt
Organism: Girardinichthys multiradiatus
Lineage: Eukaryota; Metazoa; Chordata; Actinopteri; Cyprinodontiformes; Goodeidae
Exons: 8
Coding region: 4676-5299 (207 amino acids)
Source: RefSeq, a predicted model, not a curated record